Heterobasidion irregulare TC 32-1 is the source of this 477-nucleotide messenger RNA. RefSeq lists its product as uncharacterized. The transcript has a single exon. NCBI's taxonomy places the organism in Eukaryota, Fungi, Basidiomycota, Agaricomycetes, Russulales, Bondarzewiaceae. The record is from RefSeq and is a predicted model, not a curated record. The annotation marks the transcript as partial.
GUGCUGUAUUUGACUCAGCACAAGCACUUCUCUAUGCUAAUAGAAGGAUCUUCAAUGCAUUUCUCCUGGGACGGUGCAGUGUGGUUCAUGGCAGUCAUUCCUGAUGGUUCCAACAAUGCAUAUCUUCAAGGGACCACCUCCACCGUUGUUUUGCAGUCUGCUGGUGCCGCUUCUACUCUCCCUCUUGACUUGUCCCUGUGGCAUCGUCGUCUCUGCCACCACCACCAUGCUGGAGUGCAGAGGAUGGUCAAGGAAUGUCUCGUUACUAGUCUACAGCUCGAUUCGGACAUGCAGCCUGACCCUAUGUGUGAGCCCUGUCUCUCUGGCAAGAUGCACGCUCACCCCUUCCCCUCCACUGGCUUUGUGACCUCCAAACUGCUUGAACUUGUCCACUCUGAUCUCCAUGGUCCUCUCCCUAUUGCCACUCACUCUGGAAUGUGCUACUGGAUCACCUUCAUUGAUGAGUUCACCAAGCUC